Molecule: messenger RNA, 917 nt
Organism: Adelges cooleyi (spruce gall adelgid)
Lineage: Eukaryota; Metazoa; Arthropoda; Insecta; Hemiptera; Adelgidae
Product: acyl-coenzyme A thioesterase 13-like
Exons: 5
Coding region: 354-803 (149 amino acids)
Molecular function (GO): fatty acyl-CoA hydrolase activity
Source: RefSeq, a predicted model, not a curated record
AUAUAUUUAUAAUUGGUUGAAAACCAGUAUGGUCUCAAAAGAGAUGGAUCAUAACUAUUUACUCCUUAAUAAUAUGUGAUGCUGGUCGUUCAACAGACACCAUUAUUAAGUGUGUAUUAUAUACACAUUUUGUUAAUAUUGGCGUCUCUGAGAGGCGAUUUUUUUUUGGCGGGGAUUUGUCGGACGACGUAUAACCGAAGUGAAACCAAACAGCUCUUAUCACCGCUGUUACCAUGGUUACCUGAAAUGCGGUAACUACAUACGUUUUCACAAAUCGUGUACCUAUACAAUUUGUAUUUAGAAGAAAAGUAAGUUAAGUAGUAAGUAGCGACCAGUUUUUCUACCUCCGAGUCAUGAGUAGUGUAAAAGCAUUAGAAUCGUUGAAGAAGUUCUUGGAUUUCUCAAUCAAACGUGGUGGAUUUGAUCGAAUCUUCGAAAAAACGAAAUUAAUAUCGGCCGGAGAUGGCAAGUGUGUAGCAGAAAUGGUAGUCGAAAAACAGCACACCAAUGGAUUCAGUACGCUUCAUGGAGGAUUUACUGCGUCCGCUAUAGAUUUAUUUUCUAGUAUAGCCGUACUGACACACCCGAAAAUCUUUGAAGAUAUUGAUUCGGGUGUUGGAAGUGGUGUUUCAGUUGAUAUUCAUGUUAAGUACUUGGCAUCGGCCAAAAUUGGAGAUGAAAUAAUUAUCAAUGCCGAUACAACCAAACUAGGAAGAAAUUUAGCUUUCCUUGAAGUGACAAUGAUCCGAAAAGCCGACAAUGUUAUCAUAGCAAAAGGAGCGCACACAAAAUUUGUCGGAUAAAACUAUUAGUCGUUUAUUUAUUUUGUAAUUCUCGUACCAAUGGGUUUAUGGUUGUUGAUGAGUUUUGUUAGUUAGUAAUGUUACUUGUGUGUUUAACUCAUUUUUUUUUUUAAC